Messenger RNA from Ictalurus punctatus (channel catfish), 614 nucleotides. RefSeq names its product histone H4. The transcript has a single exon. NCBI's taxonomy places the organism in Eukaryota, Metazoa, Chordata, Actinopteri, Siluriformes, Ictaluridae. Gene Ontology annotation, cellular component: nucleosome. The record is from RefSeq and is a predicted model, not a curated record. Gene Ontology annotation, biological process: nucleosome assembly. Gene Ontology annotation, molecular function: protein heterodimerization activity; DNA binding; structural constituent of chromatin. The coding region runs from base 22 to 333 and encodes 103 amino acids.
UGUGACUUCGAAAGCAGCAUCAUGUCAGGCAGAGGAAAGGGUGGUAAAGGACUCGGCAAAGGAGGCGCUAAGCGUCACCGCAAGGUACUUCGCGAUAACAUCCAGGGGAUCACCAAGCCGGCUAUUCGCCGUCUGGCUCGGCGUGGUGGUGUAAAGCGUAUUUCUGGUCUGAUCUAUGAAGAGACUCGCGGUGUGCUGAAAGUGUUUCUGGAGAACGUGAUCCGCGACGCCGUCACCUACACCGAGCAUGCCAAGAGAAAGACUGUGACCGCCAUGGAUGUGGUGUACGCUCUGAAACGCCAGGGACGCACCCUGUACGGCUUCGGCGGUUAAACGCUCUAACACUGAACGACGCGAACACAACGGCUCUUUUAAGAGCCACCCACAUGUCUAGAAAAAGAGCUGUUCCGUGUGGGGGGGGGGCUUUUUCUUUCAUGAAGCAUAAGGCAUCAAACGCUGUAGAAGUAGCGUAAGUGGUAGAUCUAUUUGUAUUUUUUGUAAUAAACAACAUAUAUGCAGUGUUCAAUAUUAUAAACUAUAAAUCAAUAUAAUAUCAAUAUUAUAAAACAAUUUAAAAGAUGAUUUUAGUAGAAACCUACUUCUAUAUUUCUCUC